AACUCUCCUCUUCUCAGCCACACACAUGAAAACACGUACUGUGUGCUCUCAAAUCCAAUUACGCAUCUCUGUCGCAUGCCUAUAAAGGUGGAAUGUUUUUCUUGUGUCCAACACCAAUCAGCUGGUCGACUCUUCACAGUGUCCUCGCAGUGAUUGGUCGAGAUAAUCACGAGGGUGGGAUGGGAUGUUCAAGAAGGCGGGAUUUGCGUCGUUCAGCUUCAGCCCCCGUCCCAAGUCAGCCAUACCCCCUGUAAUUGUUUUAGUCUGCUGCACGAGUGUUUAUUCUGCGAGGGAAGAGAGUGCAGACGCCUGAGUAGUGGGAACUAGUGUGGAUGAAGCAAGACAUCUCUCUCUCUUCCUCUCUCUCCCAGGCAAAGUUAGAGGUGACUUUGAUCCCGUACACCAGCCCAGACUCACAUUUUCGGACUCCGGCUGCAUCAGGAGAGAUUCGGGAAAGCAGCAGCAGGUUCUUUAGGAGGAAGGCGAAGACGAAGCUGCCCGAGCUGAGAGGUGAAAUUUGGGCAGGACGUGAGCAGACUUAAAUUUUGACAGCUUGCGAAAGAGGCGCAGACGACAGGCACCAUGUGUGACUGUUUUCACCUGGCAUUUCCCAACUGGCAUGCAUCAGCCACUGGUGGUGGGCACAGGCUGAAAGCUCCAGAGCAAGACACGGAGGAUGAUUUAGUGUGUGAGGAGCCUGAAGUUUUAGAGGGGGAAAGACCUCGCCCUCAGGGUUCCUCUCCCGUCGAGGAAUUUCCUACCACAGAGAAAUACGUCAAACAGGGUGAGGUUGACUUCUACGACUCACCGACCAAGAGUUCCAAAAAAGGCAAAAAGAUUGGUUUCGGGUCACUUUUUGAUAAGCGUUCCUCAGCCAAGAUGAAUCAAACAGAGGACAUGCAAAAUGAUGGGUCAGAAAUGAUAGUGAAGUCAGUAAAGGGAGGCUGUGCUGAAGGUCUGGUUGUAAGCGGAGGGGGAAAGAAUGGCAUCUUUAUCAAGGAAGUAAAACCAGAGUCACCUGCCUCAAAGCAUCUAAGUGUGAAAGAAGGUGAUCAGAUACUUAGUGCUACAGUAUACUUUGAUAAUGUGUCAUAUGAAGAUGCACUCCAGAUUCUUGAGCAUGCACAACCAUACCGAGUGGAGUUUUGUCUGAAACGCAAACCAGUUCCAACAAGAACCCAAGAAGAUGCUGAGACAAUGAGACCAGAUGUAGCCAUUGGUGAGGAGGCUAUAGGAGAUGAAGGUACAGGACCUGAGAUGAGAGGUCGAAGAAAGACCAAAAAGCAGCAUGAUCGUAUCUCCUGGCCAAAAUUCCCCUCCCUUACCAAGGGACGCAGGGCGAAAUUCAAGAGAUCUCACAGCACAUCCGAAGCUGAAGAACAGAGAAAAUUAGAGAUAAGCCCAACAACAAGUGACACAGAGUCUCCUCUCAAGUCUCCGUUAAAAUCUCCAGAUGAAAAAGACAAGAAAAGUAUGAACAAAAUGAAGCUCAAGAAGAUGAUGACAGGUCGCAGGAGCAAGUCCGUUGAAGAGACCUCAGAAAAUGAACAAGAGUUAAAAACAGAUGAUAUUGAGGUUUUGGAAAACCACAAUAUUAUGAAUAUAGCUGAGGAGCACAGCUUUCAAGAGUCAGUGACUAAUUUGGUAGAGAUUCCUAAUACAUUGGAUGAAGGUGAUAAGACUAUUAAAACAAGAAAUGAAUUUACAUUCACAACAUUGCCAGUAACUGAGUCGCUCCUUAAAGCUGAGCUCAUCACCUUGAACAAUACUUUAAAGACUACUGAUAUUACAGUUGCUCUUGGGGAAGAAAGAAGAGAGAGAUCUGAAAUAAAGAUUAGCAUACAAGGAAAGGAUAAAUCUGAAACAGGAACAGAGAGCCAAUUAAAAUCGUUCUCUAGUGGGAUUCGAACUUCUGAUCCAUCAAUAAUGAACAACAUUAUGACCAGUCCCAACAUAAUAUUGCAAGAAGAGGCUGUGGGACAUCAAGUGGAUUCUGAUAUCAAGUUGAUCAAUCAAGAGAUUUUUGAGAAGACUCAAGGGCCAGAAGAAACAGACAUGAAGAUACCUAAUAUUGAGGUUUCCAAUGACGUGUCAGAUAUUGAACUAACAAAAAGAUCCCCAAGGAUUGGCAGUGACAAGGUAAAGAAAGAAAUAAACAUUCUUGAUACAGAAAGUUAUGGGAUUCGAACCAGAGGGCCACUGGCAGACAUGGCCAUAUCAAGUCAUUUUGUAAACAAGCCCAACAGACUGGAGUUUACAUCAUCAGACCCUUUCACUUUUGAGAUUAAAACAGGGCAGGAGAUGUCCUCAACUAUCAUUGACCCAAAGAAACCAAGCACUCCAACACCUGUUAUAUCCCAGCCAAAACCACAUGUUCAAGAUAUAAAAAUCUCAAAUUUGGAAACAGACACUGCUGAGUUGACACAAAAAGCAAAUAUUGAUGCCAUAAUAUGUGAUCUUGGUAAGAUAUCAGAGGCUAAGUUUAAAUUGCCCAAGGUGGAUCUCUCUGAAUUCAACCACCAAGAAUCAAUAACUAUAAGCCUGAGGGACCCAACCAAAGCCCCUGCCCUGAAACGAGAUGACAUUGAGAUUCCUGGGAGGGAGAAAAAGAGAUCAAAAUCUGGUUUUAAGCCUCCAAAAAUUAAAGAACCUAAAAUUGAGAAGGUAAUAAAAAUCUCCAAAACAGGUCAAGCUCAAGGGGAACCUGAAGAGUUUAAUGUUGACGAUGUUAAGAAAGCAGUAUCAAAAUUCCCUGCAUUUAAAUUACCUGAGAGAGACAUUACAGGGGUUCUUGUACAAAGAGAAAUCGCAAUCAUGGAAAUGAAGACUGGCUUGACACCUAAAGGAUCCCCUUGUAAAGUUUCAAGCACGAGCACAGAAAUCAGUAUGCCUGAAAACACAAUCAAAGAAGUCAAACAGGAAUCUUCCUUUAUUGUUACAAAAGCAGAAAUCAUCAUAUUACCAAAAAAUGAAUUGCAUCUUCAUGAUGAAACCAUUAUAACUGAGAGCAAAACGGACCAAUCAAAAACCAAGUCAAAAGCCCAACAAUCCAAGUCUGACAAAAUGUUGGCAAGGGAUGAUAAAAUAAGUACGUCCCCAGAUGUAAAAUUCAAACUUCCAAAGCGGGAAGACAUCGAAAUACCAGGAAUGGAAGCAAUUGAGCAAUCAGUUCAGCAGCGAAAAAUCAAAGUAGCCACAGAAGCAGACACCCAAGAUGAGGCUGUAAAGGAUGGCACUGAUACAGAUGUAACUGAAAAGUCAAAUAUCAAGGCAGUCAGAGAAGGACACGAAAGUAAAUCAAAGAAAGCAAAGGUGUCCAUGCCGAGUUUCGGAAUAAUGAAACCUGACAUUCGUUUCCCAGAAAUUGGAAUAGAAUUGCCAAAAAAGACCACCUCAUCUAAAAGUGAUGAAAUAAAGGAGGUAAAAAGGGAAGAAAAUAUGCCCCUUGAUGUAACAAAGCAAAAAUAUCUGUCUCUUCAGGAACAUGAAGCCAUCAAACCAAAAAUCGAUAAUACAGAGAGUGAUGAAAUGCUAUGUCAUGAAGUUAGCAUAGCUAUUAUUAAGAAAGCCUCAACACAAGAUAAUGCAGAAAUGAAGAUUGCUGCACAUGAUCCUUCUUUGGAUAAGGCUGAAAUUAAAAGUAAGGACAUGGAUACCUCUCCACACAAAAUGAAACUGCCAAAACUGAUAAUGCCAAAAAUUGGAAUGAAAUCUAUUAAAGGAACAUCUGAAGCCAUUAUAAAAGAGGAUAUUACAAAGCAAGAAGACAACAUAAUAGAGGUUGUGUUAGAUUCUGAGAAAGGAACAUCUAAGGCUGACAACAAAGGAAAAAGUUCAGAAACAGACAAAACAUGGAGUAAAUUAAAAAUGCCAAGUUUAGAUGUUUCUCUUCCAAGUUUAGAUGUUUCUCUUCCAAAAGUAAAACUCCCUAAGAUGGAGGGGAAAUCAAAGAUGGAGGACACAAAGCCUGAAACUGAUGCAAGUAUUGAGUUAAGCAAAGACCAAGUAUCCAGAGACAUGCAGAUUGAGGCUGUAGAUGAUGCACCAGAGGGGACUGGAUUAAGAUUGGCCAAAUUUGGUAUCUCAUCACCAAAACAGAAGAAAGAGGGAAGUGGUCUGGUCAAGGGUGAUGGAAAAAUUGAGGUGGAGUCACAAGCAGAAAUAAAAGAACCAGAGUCUAAAAUGAAAAAGAGGAAAAUAUCAUUUCCUAAAUUUGGAUUCUCUAAAGCGGAAAUCAAAGUAUCUGAUGCUGAUAUAACUCUCCCAACAGUAGAAGGCUCAUUACAAGAGGAAGGAGCUGAGGUAACAGAAAAAUAUGUUGAAAGUAAGACCACAGAGGUGGAAGCAGAGUUUCAGGAUUCAACAGAUUCUCCAACAAAAUUCAGACUCCCAGCAAUUAAACUUCCAAAAUUUGGGAUUUCAUUUACCAAAGCAACCGAUGAUAGGGAGGAUAUUCAAAUUCCUGAUGUCAGCACAGAGGAAACAACUAUUGAUUUUAAAUUACCAAAAGGAUCUGGUGAACUGACAGCACUGCCCGAUAUAAAAGGUCCAGAAAUUAUUCUCAUUGUCUCCAAACCUGAAGCUGAAUUGUCUCUGCCAGAGAAAAAGGAAGAAACCACAGGUAUUAGCAUUCCAAAGGAAGAUGUUGUUUAUUCAGAACAGGAAAAAGAAAUGAAAUUGUCUCCAGAAAUGUUAUUUUCUAAACCGGAGGUUAGUCUGACAGGCCAUGAAAUAAAUAGAAAAGUUGGAGUUGUUGAGUUGUCAAAACCAGACAUCAAAGCUUUCGAAGUUGAUGUCAGUGUACCACAGAGUGAUUUCUCCAUGCCAGAAGGCAAAAUGGAUGAGAGUGUCUCUCUUUCCAAGGAUGAGGCUGAACAAAAAGAUCUAACAAUCAAGUUUAAACUUCCCUCUAUCAACUUGCCAAAAUUUGGAGUUAAAACAUCCAAGGUAGCAAAAGAUUUGCCAAUGGUGGACAUAGAUGCUGAAGAACCUGAUGUAAGACUGCCAGAAGCACAAAUAAGCAUGAAACUAAAAGAUGAUGCACCACUGGAUGAUAUCAAGGAAUCCACAGAAGGAAUCCAUCUGACCACAGAAGCGAAUUAUGAAGGUCACAGUGUGGACAUGAAAAUUGAAGAUGUGAAGCCUAAAGAACAAGGGCCUACAUUUAACCUGGCAAAAUUUGGUAUUAGCUUUUCUGGAGUAAAAGAUCCAGACAUUGAUAAUAGUAAAUUAACAAUAGAGGGUGACACUACUUUGGAAGCAGCAAAAAACAAGGUACAUGUGUCAUAUCAAGGAGACAAACCUGAGGAUGAUUCUAAAGGCUUAGAUUUAAAGAUAAAGACACCAAGCUUUUCACUUCCAAAAUUUGGGUUUUCAAAGGCUGAUUUUAGUCUUCCAAAAACAGAUGCCUCCAAACCAGCAGAGAUCAAAGAUUAUGAAGAACCAAUUAAAGAGACAAAAGAGCCCAGUGCUGAGUCUGAACAAGCUGAAAAAGUUUUGGAAGGAUCUCCAACAAAAUUUAAACUUCCCAAAAUUAAGUUUCCAAAAAUUGGUGUCUCAUUACCAAAGACAACAGCUGCUGACCAUGACAAUCAAAUACCUGGAAUCACCAAAGAAAUUAAAUUGCCAGAGGCUGAACUGUCUGGAGAUGUGCUAUCUGUUCCUAAAAUGGACACAGACAUUACUCUCAGUCUAUCUAAACCUGAUGUUGAUGUCUCUAUAAAAGAAACAGAAAAGAUUGACAAUGCCCCUUAUGAAAUAAUGGCAUUAUCUCCAGAGGUUAAGGUGGGUCUCGCAGACCAUGGACCUGGUGAAAAGCCAGCUAUAGGAGAUUUAACAGAUGGUAUCAAUGUGCAGGCCCAGAUAAUUGAUACUGAAGUCAAGUUUCCUUCAUUUACAGAAGAUGCAGACAUACCAGAAGACCCAGAAAAAGAGAGUGAGACCAAGUUAAAGAAACUAAAAAUAUCGUUUCCAAAAUUUGGAUUUUCCAAAUCUGAGACUAAGGUCCCAGAUGUUAACACAAGUGUCCAAAAAGAACCAACAUCUUUACCAGAAACUGAGAUCAAAGACAUUGAGGUGACAUUUCCUGACCCAGAGCUUGAAGUACAGUUGAAAACUAAAAGUACCACUGGUUCUCCAUCCAAGUUCAAACUUCCAACAAUUUCGCUCCCUAAAUUUAACAUUUCAAGCUCAAGAAUGGUGGAGGAAUCCAAUGCGAAGGCUGAUUAUGUAGAGAAGUCAAAAACAGAGGCAACAUCAGCAGCUGUAUCUGUCUCUAAAGACACAGAAACUCAAUAUACAGAACCAUCAAAAGUACAAUUUGAAAUCCUACCAGGGGAUGCAGAAAUUAAGACCAAAGAAAUGGACCCUGAAAGUCAUGCGAGUAGAUUUAAGAUGACCAAGUUUGAAAUUUCAUUUCCAAAGCUAAAAAGACCAGAAAGUAAAAAGGGUGCUUUAAAAACAGUUGAUUCUGUAGAAAAACCUGAAGGUACGCUAAUAGAUGACAUGGAAAUGGAAAGUCAUUCUGUUGAUGGAAAAGUAGAUGUUCCUGAGGACACUGGGGUGAGGAUGAAAAAGCCCAAAGUGCAAAGCUCGGGAUAUGCACUUUCUAAACAUGACAUUAAAGCUCCUGAGUUUAGUGUAAAGAGUGAUGGUGUGCCUAUGACAACAGAAGAAGUGGAUGUAAAUCAACCUGAGCAUGAAAUAAAAACGAAAACCACAGGAGGUUCACCACUCAAAUUCAAACUUCCCACAUUAAAACUACCCAAAUUUGGAAUUUCAUCUUCAAAGGUAAAACCUGAAGUUACAGAUCUGGGUGGGGAGGCACAACCUUUGGAGUCUGAAGUACUCACUUCAGUAGAAAUGUCAGAUGGAAAAAUUGACUUAACUGUGCCAAAUCAAGACUUGGGUUUUGAGCAACCAAAUGUUGAUACUGCUGACAUUUCUAUACUAGAGAUGAAACCUGGGAAACCUGGGUUUGAAGAUGGAGUACCUGAUUCAAAAACUAUGAAGACAAAGAAAGCAGGUUUUUCACUUCCUAAACUUGGUUUUUCUAAACCAGACAUAAAGGUCCCAGAGAUCUAUGUGAGUCUUGAACAAGCAGAUACCUCUAAACCAGAAGGUGGUGUAGAAAUGAAAGAUCAAAUUAUAAAUAUCACAGUGUCAAAGGAUCAGGUUGAACCUAAAGAUCUAACAAUUGGUAGUGACACAACAAAGUUCAAACUUCCAACAAUAAACAUUCCAAGGAUUGGAGGAAAAGCUGCCAAGGAAGAGAAAGACAUGUCAGAUGUUGAUAUCGCAGUUAAAGGACCUGACGCAAGCUGUCCAUAUACACAAAUAAAUGUAUCGGUUGAAGCACCAUCUGUUGAUAUCAGGGAACCUCAUCUGGUCACAGAGGGUCAAACUGUUACUGCAGACUUAAAUGUUGAAGAUACUGAACUUGAAGGGGGUAAGAUCAAGAUGCCAAAGUUUGGUAUUGUCCUUCCCAAAAUAAAAGGGCUUGAUUUAGGUACAUCAAAGACAGGGGACAUAGCUGAAGGAAAUAUCAAAGUACAGGAAACACCUGAGGUUGAUGUAAGUGUUCAAAAACCUGAUAUCUCUAUAUCAGAAGGUGGUGUGAAUGGAACGGAAACAAAAGUAGACAUUAAGGGGUCAAAGGUGGAGUCUGACCAAAAGGGCUCAACAAUUUUUGGAUCUCCUACAAAGUUCAAACUCCCUUCAAUUAGUUUCCCAAAAUUUGGAGUUAAAUCACAAAAAGCAGCAUUAGAUAUUAAAGUAAAUUCAGAAAUAGAGGAAACAAACACAAAAUGGGAGAGUUCUCAACCAGAGGUAACAUUAGAAGUGCAUCCAUCCCAUAUUGAAAUUCAAGAUGAUAACACUAAAACGAUUGCAGACAUGCCUGCAGCUGACUCCAAAGGACUGGAAGUAAAAGUGAAGAGACCAAGCUUUUCAUUCCCCAAACUUGGGUUUUCUAAACCAAACAUUCCAACUCCAGAACUUGAUGCCAGUGUACAAAAGAUUGAUGCAUCCAUACCUGAAAGCACUGUGGAUUUACCUGAUCACACAGCAGAAAUGACACUUCCAGAGGUAGGGAAAGAGGCUGAACAGAAGGAUCUCACAAUUGCUGGUUCCCCAACCAAAUUUAAACUGCCAACAGUUAACCUCCCAAACUUUGGACUCAAAACUUCAAAAGGCACUGUAAAUUUAUCAUCAGAAAUGAGUGUUCCUGAACCAGAAAUCAAAGUGUCAGCCCAAAUACCAACAAUAGACACAGAUAUACGAGCAAAAGAGAUUGAUGUGUCUGCCACAAUAAAUGAAACCAAUAUUCAUCUAGCAGAAGGGAGAAUAAUACCACCUUCAAUUGAUGCUGACAUUCAAGAUAUAUCCAUUAAAGGGAAAGCAGACAUACAUGUGGUCGACUCAAAAGACCUGGAUGUGAAAGUGAAAAAAUCUAGCUUUUCACUUCCAAAACUGGGUUUUUCAAAGCCAGAUAUUAAAGGCCAAGAAACGGAUGUCAGUCAAUUAAAAACUGAAAUGUCUAUGGUAGAGGGCAACAUAACCGUUGAGGACCAAGGUGCAGAUAUUACCUUCCCAGGUGCUUUGAAUGAACAAGACGCAAUAGAUGUUUCCCAGACGAAAUUUAAGAUGCCCUUAAUAAGCUUUCCAAAGAUUGGAAUGAAAUAUCCAAAGGCAGGAGCUGAUAUUCCAACAGCAGAUCUUGAUAUCAAAGAACCUGAAAUCAGUUUUCCAGAAACAGGAGAGAUUGAAAUUAAAACAAGUAUGGUCAUUAAGGGGUCCUCUGCUAAAGUGGACAUUAAAACCAAAGAGACUGACAUUGAUGGGCUGGGAGGCAAAUUCAAGCUACCAAAAUUUGGAAUUGGCAUGCAGAAAGUAAAGGAGACAGAGAUGGAAGGUAAAGAAAAAGAGGUCCAACAGCCCAUUUGUGAAAUUAAGGAUGUAACAUUUGAGAAGAAAGUAGACAGAGUUGAAAUGGAUUCUAAAGGGCUCAAGAUUAAUCUUCCCAAAAUUGGAUCAAAACAAGAGCUUAAGGCUCCUGAAGUCGACGUGAGUCUGCCCAAGGUUGACACAGGCAUAUCAAUGGAAAUUGCUGAUGUUUCACAUCAAUCUGCAGAUAUUACAUCUCCAACCAGAUUUAAACUUCCAACAAUUCAUUUCCCAAAAUUUGGAAUCAAAGCAUCAAAGGGCAAAGUAGAUAGUCCUACAACAAAUGUGGACAUUAAAGAGGCUGAGGUUAGCCUUCCUGAUGAGAACAUUAACAAAUCGGCCGAAGCACCAUCUGUAGACAUAAAAGGCCCAACAGUAAAUGCCGAGGAUAUAUCCAUUGAGGUGAACAUUAAGGGUAAAGAUGUUGAUGAAGAGCAACAUGAGGGAAAAUUUAAAUUUCCAAAAUUUGGGAUUACUCUCCCUAAAAUUAAAGGUCCAGACAGUGAAAUUAUGACUGAAGCAAAAACAGGAGACAGUGAGAAAGACAUUAAGUCACCAGAGGUUGAAACUGACACGACAAGUGCAAAAUUUGGCUCCCCAACAAAAUUCAAACUCCCAACAAUAAAACUACCCAAAUUUGGGAUUUCCAUUCCAAAGGUCACUGCCAGUACACCAAAGGCGGAUGCUGACAUACUGGAUACUAAAGUUAGUUCAGUUGAUAUAGAGGUAGAGACACCAAAGAUGGAUCCUUUAGAUGACAUUAAAGUCAAAACUGCAGUAAUUGAGACAAAAUCUGUUGAAACAAAUGUAGAAGCAAAAGGAACUCAAGAGGGGCAGGAAAAUAAAUUUAAACUUCCAAAAUUUGAGGUUAAGACAGGAGCACCUGAAACUGGGAUCAUUGAACCUGAAAUUAAGAUCCCAGCAGAGGAUGUAAGUGUUCCAAGAGUAGAUACAGCUCUACCAGAGGGAAGUGUCAGCAUUCAAAAACCAGAAGAGACAGAACUGAAAGAUGAAAAAGCUACUUCAGGUUCGCCAAGUAAAUUCAAAUUUCCUAGUUUUAAAAUGCCUAGAUUUGGAAUUUCAGCUCAUAAAUCUUCUGACAUAAAAGCUGAAGUGACAGAGGUAGAUUCACCAGAUAUUAAAACUGACCUAAAUGUUGAAGAUAAGCCUAUACAUGUUUCUAAAGAUACACACAUAGAGGGUGAAAUUAAAGAAACAACUGAACAGGCUCCAGAGGCUGUUGUCAAAAAAACGGAUGGCAACAAAGGCUCACCAAGCAAAUUCAAACUUCCUAGCAUUAAAAUGCCAAAGAUUAACAUUUCAAGAACAAAAUCUCAGGAUGAAGAUGAUGCAACCAUAAAAGCCAGUGCUCCAGAAAUGAAAGAAGAAGACGAAAAGAUUAAAGUAGAUGAUUUGCAGGGGCCUGAUAAAUCACCUAAAUUUACAAUGCCUGCCAUUGGGGAUGUUUUCAAGGGUUUUGAAGUUGAAUUUAAUGUUCCAACACUAGAGGAAAUGGAAGCAAAGAAGGACAAACCAUCAGGAAAGAAAGAGUCAGAGUCUGGAGACAAAGCUGAGGAAUCACCAGAACAUAAGAAUAGGGAAGCUCAAGACAAAUCGAGGUUUAAAUUCAAAUUUCCAAAAUUAGGAUUCAGCCAGUCCUCAGAUGAAAGCGAUAAGUUAGCGGAUGCUAGGUUUGAAGAAAGUGAAAAGCACAUCGAGCCUCCAGCAGACCAGAAAGAAGAGGGUGACAAAGAACACACAAAAACCGAGAAGGGAGGCUGGUUCAAAUUUCCCAAAUUUUCUUCUCCAACCAAAACAACAAAAAUCACAGAGAAAGAAAUAAUUCAGCCAAGUGAAGCGGUUAAGAAGAGUCAGAUAAAUGAUGAUGUUGAAAAAGAAUCAAACAAGGAGCCUGAGAAGAGCCCCAUGAGUGAGAUUGUGGAGGAGAACAUUAGCCCGACAUUGUCACUGAGGUCAUCUGAAGCUUUUGCAGAUAUAAGUUCCACUUUAACCACUGAGCAGAUUGCCCCGUCACAGACCUUCCCUACAAAAGUGAAAGUGAAAUAUGGUGAAUCCACUGCCACUGUUGGGGUCAAAGACACAAAGGUACAAAGUGAUGUCGUGACAUCCACAGCCAGAUGUGAACUGAUCUCGAUGGAGCCUCACCAGCCAGAGAAAGUAAAUAUCCCAUUCUCAUCUGAUGCGUCCUCGCCCUCAGUGGACACUUUUAAACAGAUGUCAGGGGAAAUUCAUGUCAUCACAUCCAACAUACAGGCUAUAUCAGAAACACACCAAGCUUCAAUCCUCACUAACCUAGAAGCACGUGGAAUUCACACCUCGCCUUUAGAAGUAACGCAAAGAUCAGACUCAGUGUUGACAGUGGAGGAAACAAGAGUGCAAAGUGCAACACACACUUUGGUCGAAAGGCAUGUUGUGAAAGAGACAUUAGGCGAUGGAAAGGAGACGAUACUUGUGACACAUACAACACGUGUACUUGAAGGAGACGCUGCAGAACCUAUUUCUGAUGAGACUGCUUCUUCCAUUCGUAGGCUGAGAGACACAGUACACACUGAGAAAAUGAGGUUUUUUGACAGCAUAGCCACAACUGAAGAGGUCAGAGUAACAAGCUCUGAAAUAUCUAUAAGACACAUGGAUUCCUCAACCGAUGAGAAUGGAGGAAAAUGAACAUGACACAUGGCUGUAAAUUAAAUUAGUUGAUUGUAUGCUUUCGAAUGUAUGUUUCAGUGUUCUCUUCUAUAACCAUAUACACAUAAGCCAGAUAAAUUGUAAUGCUAUCACGCAGCGCUGACAAUUAUUAACAUACCACAUAGAGUGUUGUUUAGCUAAUAGAGUGUUUACAAUUUCAAAAAGUAUGUAAUAUGUAAAAUCUGGAAAUAUGCCUACAUUAGAACUUCAUGUGCGGUGCUCAGUGCGCUUUGCUGUAAAACUAUUAUCAUGUGAAUACUGUUUACAGUGCAAACUUAAUAUUCAAGCAAACAUCAUUUAAAUAGCUACAAAUAACUUACAAUUACUGUAUACAGCAGGCGUGGCUUUUAAAGAUAUCUUAAAGAUAGGCGUAUACAGUAUAUAUAUAUCUAUUUUGACAAAAAUAUUGAAUUGCAUAUUAAAUCAGUCACUGCAGCCUUGAAAACAAAAUGAAAAGAAAUAUGUAAAUAUGUUUUAUUCAGUUCUCUGCAUAUUUUAAAGUAUAAAUCAGUUUCUUAAUAAGCAAUGACUUUUAACAUAUGUAAUCAACUGAAUCAUAUUAAUGUUGUAAAAGAAACUGGUCACUGCAAAAAGAAUAAAAAGUAAAAGUGAAACCAACUAUGCUUUAUGGUCUGGCUUCGUAUGUGAACAUUUAAACAAAAUGUAAAAUUCUGUCAGUUUGUUUACUUAAUUAUACUAUAUUUUGUGGCAAUAUUGGUGAAGGACAGAUUUCAAAGAUAAUCUACCCGAUAAUUACAAAAUCUGAUAAUAAAUGGUGGUGUUAA
Triplophysa rosa is the source of this 12434-nucleotide messenger RNA. RefSeq names its product protein AHNAK2. Gene Ontology annotation, molecular function: protein binding. The coding region runs from base 583 to 11628 and encodes 3681 amino acids. Gene Ontology annotation, biological process: regulation of RNA splicing; peripheral nervous system myelin maintenance. The transcript is spliced from 7 exons. The record is from RefSeq and is a predicted model, not a curated record. Gene Ontology annotation, cellular component: nucleus; cytoplasm. Lineage: Eukaryota; Metazoa; Chordata; Actinopteri; Cypriniformes; Nemacheilidae.